CAAGAUGCUCUUCGGACUGGUAAUUCGAGUUUGAUACUAAAAAUCGUGAGUCGAGGGAUCGAAACUUUAGUGGAAUAUUGUUAAAUGAUUAGUUGAUAUUAGUGAAUCUUGGCCUCAAGAAGACCACCGAGUAAUUUCCUUUUGACUGGGUUUAUUUAAGUUGACAAUGGUGCGCGAAACUCGCCAUCUUUGGGUUGGAAACCUUCCUGAAAACAUCCGAGAAGAAGACAUUGUGAAGCAUUUUACCAGAUAUGGAAGGGUUGAGAGUGUAAAGAUUUUGCCCAAAAGAAGUGCAGAGGGUGGCAGGGCAUCUUUUGUGGAUUUUGUGGAUAUCAGAAGUGCCACAAAAGCACAUGAAUCUCCUAACAGGAUUGGGGAUCGUGAGUUGAGGACCGAUUACAAUGAGCCAUCGUCAACUGGCGUAUCAAGGGUACAUGAACCUGCCAUACCUUCCCCUCCAAGGGGACGGAGGUAUGACCGACGAACAGAGGGAGCUCCUGAAGGGAGGUACAAUGAACGACGCCCACAUUACAACUAUGAUGGCGGUUACAGCGAUGACGAUGGCGGGCCUAACAGUAGGGUUGAUCGAGGUAGCACAAGAUACUCUGCCCAAAGGGGACCCGGGUAUAACAGAGAUCGUGAUGUUAGCCAUAAACGACCCUUGCCAAAACCAGACUCGUAUAAUGAAAAAGUACAGAGCCCUGAUAGGAGCAGUGAGGGUGGCAGUGACAGCAGCCAUAGCCAAUCAGACAGCUCGAGUAGCAGCUCUAGCAGCGACGGCGAGAGUGGUAGUGACAGUGACAGCUCAACAACAUCAAAGACCACAAAGACAACCUCUGCCUUGUGUGUGCAGAAUUUGUCCACAAGAUCUAGUGAUGGAAGCAUAAGAGAGGGUUUAUACCAUGAAUUUAAAAAGCAUGGAGAGGUGACCCGCAUAUACAUACAUGGCACUGGUGGGAGCCGCUCUGCAAUUAUCUAUUUUAGAAGGCCUGAGGAAGCUGAACGUGCGUUAGAAGUUUGUCAAGGGAAAAUGUUUCUUGGUGCUGAAAUGCAGAUACAACACUGGCAUGAUGAGAAGUUUGAAGGAAGUGAUUUCCCACCUCGACAUCGCGGUGGUGGGAGCAUUUCUAAUUACUCCGAAGAUGAGUUUGACCCUGGAUGCACAAGAACUCUAUUUGUUGGUAACAUUGAGAAGACAACUACAUAUGGGGACUUGAAGGAGGCUUUUGAGCGAUAUGGGGAAGUUAUAGAUGUAGAUAUCAAGAAACAACCAGGCAACAACCCCUAUGCAUUUGUGCAGUUUGCUGAACUAAGUAGUGCUAUUCAGGCCCGACGAAAGAUGGACAGGGAAUAUGUAGGCCGUAACAGAGUCAAGGUCGGCUUUGGCAAAGUGAAUCCAAUUAACACCAUCUGGGUGGGAGGUGUCACCAACAGCCUUAGCGAACAGCAAGUUGAGCGGCACUUUGGCCGCUAUGGGCGAGUCACCAAAGUGGUGAUCAACCGUGUUACCAAUCAAGCUUUGGUCAGUUUCGACAGCGUUGACUCUGCCACCAUCGCUCAUGCACAGAUGAAGGGGAGGACCAUGUUCUCGCGAAGAGUGAGGGUUGAGUUCGUGAGCCGUGAGAGCAGGCAGUUGUUCUAUGAUACUCUACAGCGCAUGGGCCACAGCGAGGGUGGCGGAGGAGGCAGACGGUAUGACUACCCACCCCCUGACCGUCCACGUGGACACAGCAGCGGGUACUACGAUAACAGGCGUGGCAACAGCCGAGGGAUGCGUGGGGGUCCGCGCAGGGGGCAGGGGUACCGGCCAUGGCACUCACGCAUGGAAUACAAUGACAACUACUCCAAUAACGGCCUUUACCCUCACGAGUCUAACCCACGACACAGGGACAACUACGAGGGUGGGCCUGGGCACGAGUACGAGAGCGACGACUUUGACCAACAGCUGAAGGAGUACAACUACCGAAGGCAAAGAGAACGGGAGCGGGAACGGGAAAGGGAGGGUCGGCACAUGGACCGCGGACCGAGGGAUCGACAUGAAGGUGAUUAUACCGAGGGUGACAGGUAUUAUCCUGAAGGAGGAAGCCGCUGGUCGCAAGGGGAUCGCGAUCGAGACCGAGGGCCAGAUCGGGAGAGUAGUGUGGGCUCGUACGAUGACGAGCGAGAGCCACGUGAUCACAAGCCAUCACAGCACCAGGACUACCCAGAAAAGCCUGAACACAGCAUUCCAAAGGCCGAGAAUCGUGAAAGGAUGCCAUCUGUGGAAAAUAAAUCUGAGUUGGCGGAAGAGAGAAAAGGUAAAAAGAAGAAAGAGAAAAAGAGCAAGAGGCCACUGCAGCCAGGGGAGGGUGGCUCUCGAGGGAGCGACACGGAGGAAGAGGUGGUGGCCAAGCGGCGGAAGAAGGUCAAGGAAGAGGAAAGAGUCACACAACCCGACAAGACUUCAGAGUUGACGGAGAGCACUAAGAGACCAGCAGCAGACGCGCCACCACCCACUCCGGAACCUUCUCUGCCCACGGAGAAAAAGAAGAAAGAAAAAAGAGAAAAGAAAGAAAGGAAGAGGGAGAAGAAGACACGGCGAGCUCGAACGCCAGUCGAGGAACCUGAAAACUUUGAAAAAGACGUCCCUCUUCCUCGUGUGCAUGAGGAGCAAGAUCAAGUAGAGAAAGAGCACAGGUGGACACCGGACGGGACGCAAGAACCAUACGAAAAGCAUAGAAGACCGAGCUUUGAUGAUAAUGAAGAGGAAUGUGAAAAUGGCGAGGAUAAAGCCCGUAAAGUGGAAGUGGAGAAGAGGUUAUCGCGUGAGGAGAGAGAUCCAUCUAGAUCGCCCUGGGCGUCGCACCGGGAGGAGAGAAAACGCAGACACACCCCACAUGAGGAUUCACCACCACCGCCUCCCCCGCCACCCCCACCACCAGAAGAACCAUCAAACAAAAGCAGGGUGAUUGACAGGACUACUGUUCCUAUGUCACGCCCACCGUAUGACGUUGUGGGUCCUUCACCAGUGAGGGGAGACACGCCCUACGACACAUCCCCGCUCAGCCGUGCACCCCUAGGUACCUCGCCCAUAAUCAAUACGAAGCCAGCUGUCCUCCCAGGGUUACCUGGCACCCCACCCAUUACCUCGCCUUCAUCCUUGCCCCCGCCACCGCCUCUGCAGGGGUACAACCCUCCUCCUCCUACCCAGCAGUCCAAUGACGACACCCUACUGGAGCUACUGUGCCGUUAUCCUGUAGUGUGGCAAGGUCUGGUGGCGCUGAAGAAUGACACGGCCGCCGUCCAGAUGCACUAUUUGUCCGGGAACUCGCGGCUGGCGGAGGCCUCCCUCCCUCAAGCGCCAGCAGCCCAAGCAAUGGCGACGGUACCGCCGCCGCUACGCAUCGCGCAAAGGAUGAAGCUGGAGCAGUCUCAGUUAGAGGGGGUGGUCAGGAGAAUGCAGUGCGAAGCAGAUCAUUGCCUCCUGCUUGCUCUUCCGUGUGGGAGGGAUCCGCUAGACGUGCAUGCGCAGACACGCGCGCUCAAGAACGGCUUCAUCAACUACCUUCAGCAGAAACAAGCCGCUGGAAUUAUCAACGUCGCUCGGCCUGGGAGUGUACAGCCAAGCUAUGUGCUCCAUAUCUUUCCGCCGUGUGACUUUGCGCAGGAACACCUCGCCCGCGUAUCACCUGACCUACUCGACAGUGCCGCGGACAGUGGCCAUCUCAUGGUUGUAGUCGCGUCCGUCUAAACCGCGGUGAUUCGGUGUAUCGUGUCCGACUGGAUCCUAGGGCAUUAAUGUGUAUCGCAUCCAUCAAACUGAACUUUGGACAUCAGCAUGUGUUGCGUCCAACUAAAACCACGGUCACCAGCACAUAUCUUGUCCAACUAAAACCGCGGUCAGCCGGCAUGUUUUACGUCCAACUGAACUCCGGUCAUGAGUACAUGUCGCGUAUCAACUGGUAUUCAUCUGGUAUCAGUAUCUAUCGAGUUUAACUGAACCGCAGGCAUUAGAGACUUCGUCUACCCAAACUGCACAGUUAGUGUGUCAAGUGUAUAUGCGCUAAGCAAUCACGAUUCACCAUGAACAUGUGACGAGGGCAUGAUUUCCGGCGUAGCGUACCUAGUCUGGUGCUACAGAUCCCAAGUCACACAUUCAGUAGAUAGAAUAUUCUAGAAUUUUAUAGAUUUACAUGAGUAACAUGGAGACGAAGAACAUUUUAAUUAAUUACGCACCCAGUGCGUUUGUACAACCGUGAUGAUAAGAUGAAAUAUAUUAAUUACAGAAAGGAUAAAUUCGGCGCUGUAACAAAUGUAAUGUUCGUGUGAAUAAAAUCUUAGACUGAGAA
This is a messenger RNA of Nematostella vectensis (starlet sea anemone), 4328 nucleotides long. RefSeq names its product msx2-interacting protein. Gene Ontology annotation, molecular function: RNA binding. Lineage: Eukaryota; Metazoa; Cnidaria; Anthozoa; Actiniaria; Edwardsiidae. The record is from RefSeq and is a predicted model, not a curated record. Bases 167 to 3730 code for a protein of 1187 amino acids. The transcript is spliced from 12 exons.